This is a messenger RNA of Plasmodium inui San Antonio 1, 4851 nucleotides long. Its product is annotated as serine/threonine protein kinase. The record is from RefSeq and is a predicted model, not a curated record. The coding region runs from base 1 to 4851 and encodes 1616 amino acids. The transcript has a single exon. Gene Ontology annotation, molecular function: protein kinase activity; ATP binding. NCBI's taxonomy places the organism in Eukaryota, Apicomplexa, Aconoidasida, Haemosporida, Plasmodiidae. Gene Ontology annotation, biological process: protein phosphorylation.
AUGUUCCACCAGCGUUGCAAGUCGUCUGAAUUCCUACUCGGGAUUCAAAGCUACUCCCUUGAUGAGGGGAAAAGGAAAAGAAUAAAAAAAAAUGACAAGGCUAAAUCAAAGGGAAGAGGAGAAGUACCAUCUGAGAGGACAGAAAAAGGGGACCAUCAAAAUAAGUACAGCUCAAUUGCUAGUAAGUUCGAAAAAGUAAAAACCUUGAGCCACCCCAAUGUGUGCAGUUAUUUCAGUUUAUGUCGAAGGGAAGAUGAUUUUGUAUUAUCCUCUGAGUAUUACUCUCUGUCCCUGUACGAUCUGCUACGCGAGGAGGAAAUGGACUCCGUCGAUUUGAAGUGCGUCCGAAGGGCACUAAAGGGGGGAGGCGGCCGAGGAGUGAUAAGAAGCGAAGUAGUCGGAGGAGAAGUAGCAGUAAGAGGUAAGCAUUGCUCGAGUCUUCCCUACGAGGGGAACACCCCCAGGAGGAAGCUCAUCGAUGCUCAGACUACAAAACAAAUAGUUCAGCAAAUCCUUUCUGCAGUUCACUAUCUUCACUCCAAAGAGAUAAAGCUUCUAAACUUGACGCUGAAAGAUGUACUCGUAACCCCCAAGGGAGAAAUAAAAAUCCACAAUUACUGCUUGUCCUAUCUGUUUGGUAACUACUUCUGUCGUCCCCCUGAUCGGUGUGACAAUUUUGUUAGGAGCCUAUUGAGGUUGCCCCUGCCCCAGACGGAUACUAUGACCAAUGUGAAGGGGGAAGAAGAGGAAGGAGAAGGGAAAGGCGGCGAAAAAAGGAGACCCACACGAAUGAAUAUCCCCCGUGCAGACAACCCCUUUGUUAGUAACGCUCUGUAUUUCCCCCCUUUUUUCCUGCUCAACGAUUUAGCGAAUGGUAAAAAGAGGGCGCCGCCUAACUAUGACGUGCUCAAACAUGUGGAUGUCUUCACCGUGGGCAUUAUAAUCCUACAGCUGGUGAACGGCAUAUUCCACUUUGACUUCCUCGUGACGAAUUGUCAACCCGUCUGUGACGAGUCCACCUCGGAGAAGAACCCUCUCUUGAAUGAAUUUCACGAAAUUGUAGGGACCCUCCAGGGGAUGCGGCAACAGAGCGAAGAAGCGUCGCUGCCAAGUGGCAGACGCACCGAUGGUGAUGAGACUUCCCUUUACAUUGACAAACCAGCGGAAGGGGAAGGCAUGUUGGAAAAAGUGAAGACCAUCUUUGUCUUCCUUCUCUACACGAAGGUUUAUCAGCUUCUUUCAGAUGUGAGCGCUGCGCAGGAGAUCAGUCUCCUGGGCAUGAAUGUGUACGUCCUCUUUCGCGCAUUUGGGAAGGAGCACCAUCAGGGCAGCGGGAAGAGAAGCGCCAAGAGAAGCCCAAAGAACAACGCGAAGAAGUCCGCCCAUGUCAACCUUCUGACCUACCGGGUUGUGAAGAUCCUCAUUGAACUUCUGCUCAACGUCAAGGUAACUAUCCGAUUUGUCAAAUGGGUGGAGAAGAUCCUAUCUGAGUUUUUCACCCUACAUGUUUUGAAGCAAAACGUGGAGAAAAUAAUGUACCAGGGUGAUACAGAGAAUGAGAAGAUUUUCUUUUUUAACCUUCUCCACAAGUGUCUGUCUUUACGAGGUAGUGAGAAGAAUAGUUCCUCUUCUCUCCUUUCUCAUCCGUACUUCUAUCCCCGGGGGAGUGUACCCACAUGGCCUGGAAGCACAAGCGUUGUUAUGAAGCAGUGGGGAAGGGAACAACAACAAGGGAGGACUCCCGAACAGGGGAAGACAGCAUCAAAUUUUUUACCCCAUUCGAAGGAAGAAAAAAAAUUCGAAGCGACCCAUUACGACCAUUACAAGCAUUACAACCCUUACGUAGUAGAAUACGUCCGAAGUAAUCUCAGGGAAGACCAGCUAAAGAGCAGACAUUUUAUCGUGACAAAGGACAUACAUCUCUGGUUUGAUAUGCUGUAUAAAAUGGACUACUUCAACGAGCUCCUCUACCUAAAUGGGGUUAACAACGCAUGUAGCAUUUUGAGAUUGCCUUACAUAGUUUAUACAAAGAAGAAGCAUUUUUACGAGUUAUUUUUUUUCCGCUUUUAUAAGCUCCUUCUGUUGGGGAGAUACCAGGGGGUGCUUAAUGUGUACUCGCAUUUGGUCAGAGGGAAUUCCAAUGUAAGGUGUUCAGGACGAACUGGGAGCUUCGGCUGUACCGACAGAAAGGUGAAGUGCCGUGCGGAAUUGUUCACCGGAGGUACAUGCACAAAUGGAUAUACCUUCUGUGUGAAGGGGAGAAGAUUCCUCAUGGGUGGGAAGAACAAACUUGGUAGCAUCACUCAAGCGGGUGUCCCUUUUAUGAGAGAUAAAACUUCAGAGAAUAAUCGGCUACAAACAAAUGUGUACCCUUUCGAUGGGGUGGCCGUCGCCAAAGAGGAGCAGCGUUAUAGAGAUGUUACACCAAACCACUUGGGUGAAGUAGCAACGCACGAGGAGGGAACUUCCCAUUCAUUCUUUUUCAACAUUCCCACGGAAGCGAAAUAUACGUCCCUGCCGCUGCGCGAUUCCGGCGCGAAGAGAGUGCUGGGGGUGAGGCUAGUUGAAUUUUACGACGCGUUGGAGGAUGCAUAUAGGUUAGUCCAUUCGAAGGUGGAAAGUGGUGGAUGCGACCCAGUGAAUAACGUGACAUGCGUGUACGAGAAGGAUCACUCCUUCCUGCACCAGUAUAGCCUCCACAUAAAACUACAGAAAUUGCUAACAUUGGACCCGCUCAACAGCGACGAAUUAGAGAAAGAGGUGAGGAGAGGAUUUCCAGCUCACAUGCGGGGGAUAGCCUACCUGACGCUACUUGGGUAUAAGUACUACUUGUUGGUGAGGCAGGCACCGGGGAAGAAAAAUAAAAUUAGACGAUUAAUUUGUGAGGCUCGUUUGAAGGAGGAGGGAGCAGAACUGUCAGUUAAGCAGUUAGGAGAAAGCCCACUGGUGGGGGGCUUGACCAGGGAGACGCAGCAAGGAAACUCGUCAGAAAAUUCGGGAUCGAAACGGAGGAUUUACCACUCGAGUGGAAACAUAGAUCGAAGCAAUGAUAGAGAUGGCGGGGUGGGAGAUGCAAAAGAGGGGACCAUCCAUAACCACCCCUUCGCUAGAGACAAAUCGUCGCUUCAGUACUUUCUUCAAAAACGCAGGAAAUACAACGACCUGGUGGGAAGCCCCCAAAUUGGGAAGAGAAUGCUGACGGUAGAACUACUACUUAAGAUAAAAUUGGGGGUAAGAAAUAAACACCUGAGGAGUUUACUCCUUCCAUUAUGUCUGCUCUACUAUGAUAGUACUUACUUAUGCUACAAGUGCAGCAAACGGGUGGUGCAGAAUUAUCUGCUGGAUCUAUACUCAAGUGGGAAGAAAUGGAGGGAAUUCGCGUACACCUUUAAUUGUCUGCUAAGUUAUUACGCCCCCGAAUUGACUUUAUUUUUUUUUAAAAACGACAUCAACGUGGAGAGGGUGGUUUAUAGUUGGGUGUGCUCCCUAUUUUCUAACUUCUUCGAUGCGCAAAAGUUUUUUUGGUUACUUGAUAGGAUUCUUACUCAACCAAGAUGUUACCUUUUCUUUGUCUGCGUGAGUAUUUUGAUUUACCUAAAAAGGCACAUUGUUAUGAACAUGUCCAGGGAUAAUUUUUACAAGAAUAUAUUUUUGCUAUCUCGUUUGGUGAACCUAAAUUUCGUUUUGAAGACCUCCAUGGAUAUGUUUACCAGCUCGCCGAUGACGCAGGUGCAGUUUCCUCAAGUAGACAGCAGCCUUGGGGAAGAAAGGAACACCCAGGAGGGAGCGAAGAAUCCCACCAAUCCUGCCGCGGACCGGCUUGAAAAUCAACGAGCCCAUAUUAACUACCUGCCCUAUCUCCUCGGGGACGCCAACUGGGUGCGCUAUUACGUGCAUAAGGACACGUUUACGGUGUACUGGAAGAAAGGCGGUAGUAUCUCCCCAGGUAGGGUCAACGGCAACGGUGCGAGAGGGGGACAGGCUCCCUCAAAAGGGAUGACAAUUUUAACGAAAAAAAACGGCUUGGUCGGUAGGACAAAUAUUAAGUCGUUAAGGGGAAGAGCAAGUGAAGCGGAAAAAUUAACGCUUCAAAAGUUAAAGCUUGCAAAAUUGAAACUGAAAAAAAUAAAAAGUAAAAAAUUAAACGGUGACAACUGGGGGGAAAGUGGCGACUCUGCCAGCUUGCUCUCACCAGCAGUCGCACAGGGAGAUCAAAGAGAAGACACACAAAGGGGAAAGACAAAAACGCGAAGCGUCGCGCAUCACUGCGAAUUAUUCUUACGAAAUUACAAGAUAAACAAAAAAAUAAAAGACUUAAGUGAGUUCUCUCACUAUGGAACGGAUGUCUUGACAAAUUAUAAAUGUGAAGAUAAAAAGAUGGGAAAAAAAAAAAAAAUAAAAAAUAAAAGCAGCGAAAGCAAGUGUGUGUACUACAAGUUAACAAAGAAAAACGUUAAAAAGAGAUUCAAAAGGGAAGAUCUUGUUAGGCUGUGUAACUUUCCCAUGUUUCCAUUUGUAUACGUCACAAACUUAGCGAAGGAAUUAUCCCUUGAUAAUUACCUAAUUGUUGAUAUGAGGUCCCCAGAGGAGUUUAAAAAAAAAAGACUCAAACAUUCUGUGCACGUUAACACGUUUUUAAUCAAUUUUAAAAAAGGAGUUUAUAUCAACUACACAGAUGGUAGUGACGAGGUGGACACCCACUUGAAGACGAUUAUCCUCGCGUUUAGCAGAUCCAUUUUUGACUUUGAUGCCAUUUACAAUUUUUUGAACUUAAAAAUUAAGCGUCUCACCAUUCUGUGGGGAGGUUUGGACUGCGCCUUCAGUGGCUUGCCGGCGAGUUGCUUCACGUAG